UAGAAUUGUAAAAAUUAACCUACUAUUAUAUUUUAAAUCUACACUUGGGAGUCCGAGAAAUUCCGAUUUUCGACAUUUAGAAAUUUAGAAAUUGAGAUUCUGAACUUGUGUUUUAUCUAUGAUUCUGAAACAUAAAAGAAAGAUGAAGAUCCUAAAGGAUUAUGUUUGACGAGUCUUCGAAAUGGUAGUGAAAAAGAAUUGGCGUAAAAUUGAAAUAAUCAGGAAAACUUCAAAAUCUGAAAAGUCGGGCGAUUCGUGGACCUUCUUGGGUUCUAAAGCUGUGAUCGUUUGUCCUGUUAAAUUAGUAAAAAUGCAGACGAAACAGCCCAUAACAAGACAAAUUGCCAUAAAUACCCUUGCGGCUAUGCACAGAAGAUUCAGUUUGCCAGGACCAGUGCAACCGCAUUCAAGGCCUAUAUCAGAAUUCAGGGCCAGUGCCAACAAGUCUUUGGAUAUGCUACGUCAAACCAUACAAUCUGCAGUUACUAGGGAAAUUGACCAAGUGAUCAAAAAAUAUUUAGAGAAAUUCUUUGUGCCAGCAGUAAAUAAUAUAAGACUGAAUUUGGGAGACGAAUCUGUCAGUGAGGACCAGGUUCGUGCUGUGUGCAGGGCAAUGCUGGACGCCACACGUUUGCUAUACACAACUCCAGCGCGAACAGUACCAUGUCCAUAUGAAAGUAGUGAAUCAGAAGCGUUAGAAACCAAAUUCAGCAAGCAAUUGCAAAGUACACUACAGUAUAAAAGAAAAGAUUCAGAGAUUGAGACAGAUCUAUUUGCCAAACGGAAGAAGAUUAAACAAGAAGAUAAUACUGACAGUGCUUCCUCUUCACCAUUGCCUUCACCAGCAUUAAGAGAUCCAGAAAAGUGGAACCCAGAUCGACUUACGCAAGAUACGCUGUUUAUUAUGGGAUCUCAUGCACAUAAGGUUCUUGGAUUGGGCAACUCACGUGGACGGUUAUACACGCGGCACUCUAGUUUACCAAGGUACCCCGCCGAUAGCAUAGACAAGGAAUGGAUUGCUAAUCACAAUUUAGCGAAUGCUGUUGGUGGAAAGACUUACAUAAUGGUUUUAGAAGAUAUUGAGGAAUUGGCACACAGUGAAGCUUACAAACACAGUUCUUUACCAAUGCUUGGUGAAUUAUCUGGAUUCAAAGUACCUCAGUUCAUGUUAAAAAAAAUUAAGUCAUAUGUAGUGAAAUGUGUCUUGAGUGAAGACAUCAGUAAUACAAGUAGUCCACAACCAUCUACAAGUAGUGUGCAAGAUGAUGAUAAAUUCAAAGAUAUUAAAAUUGAAGCACCUGAGACUUUUGAUGCGAAUUUCAAUGCGAGCCAUUACAUAACUGGUAGCGAGAACUCCAGAGAUUUCUCUGAUGUAAUGAAAGAUGACAGUGAUUUCUCUGACAUCAAAGUUGAGGACAUUGAUGAUAUAAAAGUGGAACAGAUAAAAGUCGAAGAUUUGGAUGAUAUUAAAGUUGAUGCUAUAAAAGUUGAGGGUUUGAACGUGGGCGGUAUUAAAGUCGAGAACAUUGACGGCAUUAAUGUAGACGAAAUCAAGGUUGAAGACAUCAAAUUAGAGAACGACGACACCUUUGAUCUUUGUAAACAAGACGAUGAUCAGAGUCAUUUGGUUGAUGGUCUGUUGGAUUCAGACAUUGAGUUUUUGAGCCGUAAUCUCGGAAACAUUGAAAGCGAAACAGAUGCGAGGAAGACCAUAGAGAAAUUGACUGGCGCUAAUGCCGAUACGAUAACUUUAGUCGGAGAUGAAUUCGAUCUGGGUUCGACGUUGAACACAAACUUUUCAGGUAAUCAAACGAAGUGCAUCACUGUGGCGUCGACGACCAGUGGCAUGGUUCACAGCGUGCCGGUCGCGCACAUCGCGGCGCCGCCUCGCAUCACGGGCAGCACCCUGCAUUACUACACCAGCUCCGCGCCGCACGUGACGCACGGGCCGCACGUGACGCACGCGCCGCAACGGACCGUGCACCAUCUGCCGCAAGCCACCGUCACCAUACAGAGCAUCCCGGGCUCGGCAUCGCAGAUGAUACGAGGAAUACCAAUCAACACGAAAACUGGAACUUUCAGUACAGUUAUGUCGCAAGGCGGAGGGAACACUAUAAUUGGUUUCGGUACGCGUACACCGAACGCGACAAUAAUUGGGACCCCGCAGUAUGUGAACGUUUCAUCUAAAUCAUUUCCCACUGGCAACAUCUUGCAUAACGCUAUCGUGUCGAGGAACAUCAUAAACCGUUCAAACUUGGCCGCCGUGACGUCCGGUGUGACGUUCAACGUGACGACGGUAAGGCCCGCGUCGCAAACAACCACGCCCAAAAUAAGCACGGCGGUCUCGACUAGUUCAGACUUCGACAGUAUCUCCACUACGAAGGACAUGAUCGAUAAUGCCUGCAAUUCAUCGGUUAUGUUGAAAAAGGUACUAACCCUCGGCAGUACUGGUGGGGCGAAGUCGUUUGUUAUGCAUAAUACGCAAAAAGUUUUGUCUACCGGUUUCGCUAGCGGCUCGACGCCUCCGCCGAAUGUGACUAUAGUCAGUUCUGGCGGUGGCCCUCUCGGUCAUUCCACGUCUAAUAUUUUGAGCGCGACUUCUGGCACUCUGAGCGCUACGCACGCUACCUUGUCGGCUUUAUUAGCUUCGAACGCUGAAAACGCCAAAAAAGGCAACAAAAAAUGAUCGUUUGUCUCUCUGAAAAAACAAUAAUCCAAAAACAAUUUCGUUGCAUUUAAAAUGGAUCUCAUUUAGAUUUUAAGUUUCCAUUGUAGUCGCUCAUUUAGUAUCAUAGCCAAAUUACUAUUAAAUUGAUUUACUUCUCUCGAUGCGAAUCAGAUUUCCGAUAACGAUAAAGACUGUUCCUGAUUAUCUCAAAGAAUGAAAAACAACUAACUACCUCUAUAUUGUCUCAAUUUUAGGAUCGCUAUUUAUAGUGCAUAAUAUUGUUAUUAAGUCUGUGUGUGUUUGACUAUAGGUUAUAGUUAAAAUUAGUUGAGUAGUUGUUGCAUUUUUCUCGUUUUGUUUUGUUUAAACGUAAGUACUUAGUGUUUAAGACGUGAUGUAUAUUUUCCGGGAUCAAUUUAAAAUAUUUUUCUAAAUAUAAUUCUGGUUCAUUAUUGUUCAGUAUUAGUAUGAAAGUAUGAAAAAAAAAAAACGAUGAGUAUGUUUUGUCUUUAGAAGAAAUUAUUGAAACAAAAUUUUUUUUAUUUUUUUUUUUUUAUUUUUUUAUUGCUUAGAUGGGUGGACGAGCUCACAGCUCACCUGGUGUUAAGUGGUUACUGGAGCCCAUAGACAUCUACAACGUAAAUGCGCCACCCACCUCGAGAUAUAAGUUCUAAGGUCUCAGUAAAGUUACAACGGCUACCCCACCCUUCGAACCGAAACGCAUUACUGCUUCACGGCGGAAAUAGGCGGGGUGGUGGUACCUACCCGUGAGGACUCCGAAGAGGUCCUACCACCAGUGAUUAAUUUAUGCAUAUUAUUUUUAUAAUAGCAGAAUGCUAUUGAGUUUUACUAUACUGCGCUGGUUGCUUAGAGUUUGUUUAUAUCUAUAUUAUUAUUUAAAGAGAUCAAGAAAAAAUCAUAAUUCGAAUUUUAAAGAGAAAAAAAUCGGUUAUUAAAUCCAUUUCGUACUCAAAAUCACCGUUAGGUAAGUAAAUUUUAUAUGUAUGUAUGAAAUUUUUGCUUUCCUUUCAGAACUAGUUUUAAAGAUAAACAAUUUUAGAGAAACUUAUAAGCUAUAUUAUAUAGCUAUACUAUACUAAAGCUAUACUAUAUUAAGCUAUAUUAAAAAAAAGAUUUUUACUGCGCUAUGCUAACACCGUAAAAUCAAAUAUCUUAUUAAAACACUAAACAUGUUUUUGAGUUGUCGACAUGACACGACUACGUAUUAAUAAGUACUGAAUGAAAUAUUGCGUAGGGUAUUUAAAAAAACAAAAUCGUUCACUUUCAAUUUUUAUAAAAAAAAGUUCCUAUUUAAAUGAUCCAUAAAGUUAUAUGAACAAAUAUGGAAACAAGUAAUCAAAAUUUUAUAUAUUUUUAGCUUAAUUCGCCUUAUAAGCUUAAAUUGAAACUAUGUUGCAAUAUUAAUGUGCUUUGAACCAAUGCUUUAGCUUUAAUUCGUAUCGUGUUGCAAUAUGUUAUUGUAUUAAGCCUUCCUAUUAUUAUUUUUGUUUAUUGUUAGAGCUUUAUAUCGUUUAGAAAUGCAGCCGCUGUGCUUUUCGUUCAAUUUGGUUAUUUUGUUAUCUAUUUAAAAAAGUACGCUUAAGCUUGUUUUUAUUGUUUUUAUUCAAUUACUAUAAUUAUACCUAUUUUUAUUUAUUACGAAGAUAAACAAAUAAUUAAAGACAUACAUCUUAUAAGUAGUAACGUUUUAUUCCAAUCAAAAUGAAAAGAAGUUACUCAGUUCGGGGUGUAAUUGUUUGAUGAAUAAAUAGCAUUUUGUUAUGUUUUAGAUAAUAUUGUUUAUUCCUAAGAAGAUUUUUCGGAAAGUAGUGCAAAUUUGUUACCUUUAUUGUAUUCCGAAAAUUCGUAUGUCUAAAGGUGUUGCCAUAACUAAAAAAGUAUAUUUCGUAAUCCGAAUGAAUAUUAUUCAUAUGAAUCGCUCUAUACGCUUUAAAGCUGUCUCUCGAAUCAUCAUUUAAAUAUUUGCGAAUAAAGCAAGGCACUAAUUAAGUCUUUAUUUCAUUUCAAAUGGAAAAUAGUCUUUGACGAAGUUCAAUUGUCAAAUUAAAGUUUUGUUUUGAGAAGUUUUUACCUAAAUUAUGUUACUCUUUGACAUAAGUAAUAUUACUAUGUAAUAUUAAAAUUACUUACGUUAUUUACAACUUUACUGAUAUUUAUAUAUGAUAUUUAUAACGUGGCGUCUCCACUUGAGUGUUAGGGCCUGUUUGUCUUACGCUCUUGUCAUUAUUUUCUUUCCGAACUCAAUAUGACGUUAAUAUAACAUCUUUAUUUUCGAUUAUUUUUUUUAAGCAUGUUUUUCAUUGAAUCUUUACUCAUUAAAAAUGUUUUACGACUUAUUACUUAUCAGUAGAGUUGUGAAUAUAAUUUGAUAGUUUGUAAGAUGUGAUUGUGUAUUAGUGUAAUAUUAAAUUAAUUCCGUCUACAUUCUAA
Molecule: messenger RNA, 5119 nt
Organism: Bombyx mori (domestic silkworm)
Lineage: Eukaryota; Metazoa; Arthropoda; Insecta; Lepidoptera; Bombycidae
Exons: 9
Coding region: 182-2686 (834 amino acids)
Cellular component (GO): nucleus
Molecular function (GO): DNA binding; nucleosome binding
Source: RefSeq, a predicted model, not a curated record